AAAGGAAGAAGAAGAAAUUAACCUUUUAAUUUGAUAAUUUAUAACAUUUUGGUUAGAGAUUAUCUAGUUGUUUACUAUUCAUUUAAAUUCACUAUUUUUUUGAAUAAUAUAUAUUUAACGAAAACAAAACCAAGAGUAAGAACGAGGUUAAAGCGGUAUGCCCGCCGAGACUAUCCAAUAUUCCGAAAAAUACUGCGAUGAGCACUACGAGUACAGGCACGUUAUAUUACCUCCAGAUCUGGCUAAGCUUGUACCACGUCCUCAUUUAAUGACGGAGACUGAGUGGAGAAAUCUGGGAGUUCAGCAGAGCCCCAACUGGGUACAUUACAUGUUACACACGCCCGAGCCUCAUGUUUUACUUUUUCGAAGGCCGUUGUUGCAUGUAGAUUAUUAAUGUUUGGCAGGUACUACAUCGAUUGAUAGUUCCAAAAAACUCAAACCAUGUUGGAGGUAAAUGAAUAAUAGCACCGACUUUCUAAACAAUAUGGUUUGGUGUAAUAGAUAUUAUUCUUUUUUUAAUUUAUUUUCAUGAAAUUAAGGUGUUUUUAUAAUUUUAUUAAUUUUCCAUUCCUCUAGAAGAAACUAGUUGUGACAAUAAUCUUAAAUGUAUUAUCAUAUUUCAUUAGUAUAUG
This is a messenger RNA of Anoplophora glabripennis (Asian longhorned beetle), 632 nucleotides long. RefSeq names its product cyclin-dependent kinases regulatory subunit-like. Gene Ontology annotation, molecular function: ubiquitin binding; histone binding; protein kinase binding. The transcript has 2 exons. Gene Ontology annotation, biological process: regulation of mitotic cell cycle. Gene Ontology annotation, cellular component: SCF ubiquitin ligase complex; cyclin-dependent protein kinase holoenzyme complex. The record is from RefSeq and is a predicted model, not a curated record. The coding region runs from base 158 to 394 and encodes 78 amino acids. Lineage: Eukaryota; Metazoa; Arthropoda; Insecta; Coleoptera; Cerambycidae.